Colletotrichum chrysophilum is the source of this 600-nucleotide messenger RNA. RefSeq lists its product as uncharacterized. Lineage: Eukaryota; Fungi; Ascomycota; Sordariomycetes; Glomerellales; Glomerellaceae. Bases 1 to 600 code for a protein of 199 amino acids. The transcript has 3 exons. The record is from RefSeq and is a predicted model, not a curated record.
AUGCCUUACAUCGUCGCCGUUACUCCUAACAUUCCUCCCGCCGACAAGGACGACUUCCUCGGACACUGGCCCGCGAUCAAGGGCGACAUCGCCAAGCAGCCUGGUGUUCUUGGUGUUUCCGGCGGCGAGGUAAUUGGAGAGAACUUUGGACCGGUGUCUGAGUUUAAGUUCUUCCAGACCAUGGCAUUCGCGUCGGCAGAAGACGAAAAGGCCUUCGCCGACUCUGCGUGGGCCAAGGAGCAUUUCCAGAAAGCCGCAGCGAAGAUGGGCGCACCUCCGUUGAUCAGGAAAUUCCAAACCAGCGAAUUCCCAGCGGACAAGCCCAAGGCCUUGACCCAGUUCACGUUUCUCGAGUUGUCGGAUGGUAGCCAGCAUGAAGGAGCGAAGCAGGCGUGGAUGGAUCUUGUUGCUGCGAUCGGCGGCAAUUCAAUGGGUGGUGCAAGCGCUGACGACGGUCCGACGACCGGCCUUGGUGUUCUUGGGUGGGACAGCAGAGAUCAAGCUAUUGAGGUAUACAAGAAGCCUGAGGUAUCGGCUGCCUGGGACAAGUACAAGACUUUCGGAAAGGUUAUCACCAUUCUGGUGAAGCUUGAGGCAUAG